Didymella exigua CBS 183.55 is the source of this 2370-nucleotide messenger RNA. Its product is annotated as gamma-glutamyltranspeptidase. The record is from RefSeq and is a predicted model, not a curated record. NCBI's taxonomy places the organism in Eukaryota, Fungi, Ascomycota, Dothideomycetes, Pleosporales, Didymellaceae. Bases 290 to 2071 code for a protein of 593 amino acids. The transcript is spliced from 3 exons.
UUCUGACUGUCAGCCUCUAUCAACAGUGGGCGCACCAAUGGAGCCACACCAAAACCUCCGAGGCAACAUGGAACAACUGCGAGCGGACUGCCGAUUUCGCUCUUCCCCGUCGGUGUGGCGUAUCUCCGGGUAUAGCCGUUGACCUCAUAUGAACCACACCCCGCAUAGAGAUACCCAGUCUCAAACACCACGUCUUUGAAGCGCUCGAGCAGCCGUUGUCAGGAGUGCAACAAUCAAAUAACACCGAGAACCUACAAUCAUUGCUGUCUUGAACGAGCAUUGACCAGCCAUGCCCAACGUCUACCCCCACCCCGAACCUCAGUUCAUCCAGUUCCCCAGUCGGCGAUCUGUCGUACACAGCACAAAGGGCAUUGUGUCAUGUACGCAGCCUCUUGCAACUGCUGCUGGUAUUGAUGUCCUGAGGAAAGGUGGUAACGCCGCGGACGCUGCAGUAGCUGUGGCAGCAGCUAUCAAUGUCACCGAGCCUGGGUCCACCGGUAUUGGUGGCGACAUGUUCUGUCUCUACUACGAUGCCAAGACCAAGAAAGUGUCUGCCAUGAACGGAUCUGGUCGUUCUGGCUCGAAGGUUACACUUGAGCAGAUUAGAAAAGACCUCAAUAUCCCGGAUGGAGAGAAUGGCCAAAUCCCCAUGAACAGCGUCCAUGCGGCUACGGUGCCCGGCGCAGCGGCAGGCUGGGUUGACUGUCACGAGCGCUUUGGCAGCGGUAAGCUGAGUCUCGAGGAUAUUCUCGCCCCAGCUAUCGACCUCGCCGAGAACGGCUUUCCUGUUUCUGAACUGUCAGCUACAUUUUGGGCAGAGAGUGAGUCAGCACUCAGAAAAGCGUCACCAAAUGGACAUGAGAUGCUAAAGAAAGACUCUUCGGCGAAGGACGGCUGUCGAGCGCCCAAGGCGGGCGAGAUUAUGAAGAACCCAACCAUCGCCAACACGUUCAAGCUUCUUGCAAAGCGUGGCAAGAAAGGCUUCUACGAAGGUAAAGUCGCUGAGCAGCUCGUGAAGGUCGUAUCUGACCUUGGCGGCUACAUCACCCUGGACGACCUCAAGCACCACGCCGAGACUGGCUCCGAACAUGUUGACCCCAUUUCGCUGAAGUACACCGGGCAAGGUGUAGGCGAGUCGACAAACGGUGGCAUUGAGCUCUGGGAGCAUCCGCCAAAUGGCCAAGGAAUCGUUGCGCUAAUGGCGUUGGGCAUCAUUCAAGAGCUAGAGAAAGAGGGCAAGAUCUCGAAGUGGGGUGUCAAGGACCACAACACAACGCAGCACCUCCACGCUACAAUCGACGCCCUUCGCAUCGCCUUUGCAGACGCGCACUGGUUUGUCACGGAUCCGAAUGUCGUCAAGGUCCCGUCCGCGGAGCUCAUCUCACAAGAGUACCUCGCAGAGCGCGCAAAGUUGUUCAACCCCAAGAAGGCCGCCGAUGCCCCAGUACACGGCUCGCCCGCUCAUAUGCGCAGUGACACCGUCUACUUCUGCUGCACAGACAAGGAUGGCAAUGGAAUUUCAUUCAUCAAUAGCAACUACGGCGGCUUCGGCACAGCCAUCAUCCCCAAAGGCUGCGGUUUCACCCUGCAGAACCGCGGUGCUAAUUUCAAUCUCACCAAGGGCCACCCUAACGAGCUCGCACCGAGGAAGCGACCAUACCACACUAUCAUCCCUGGUCUGACUACCUACAGCGACGGUAGCCUGCACUCGGUGUAUGGUGUCAUGGGUGGCUUCAUGCAGCCACAAGGCCAUGUUCAGGUCCUACUGAACCAGGAAGUCUUCAAGCUCAACCCGCAAGCCGCGCUCGACUCCCCACGUUUCUGCAUCGGUGCGGGCAUGCCCAGCGCCGACGGCAAGAUGACGGAUGCGACAGUUUACCUCGAGGAGGGCAUCGACGCCAAGGUUGUUGAGGAAUUGAAAGCGCUGGGACACAACGUGCAGCAGCUCAGUGGCUAUGGCCGAGCCAUGUUCGGUCGCGGCCAGAUCAUUCGGAGACACACAGAUGAUGGCCUGACUGUGUGGAGUGGUGGCAGCGAUCUACGCGGUGAUGGUGCUGCUGUGCCACUGUAGACAUGUGUUGAUUGCUGACAGGUUUUGAAUACAUAGAACAUAUUGGAAAGUAGACCCAUUCAAGCUCUGGCUCACGUGACCCCUUGACAAUAUAAAACCCUACCAAUAUUUUGCAACGACUCUCCAACCACCGCUAAAUGACUUUCAGUUCUCAAAAGCAUCCCAUUCGUCUUAACGGAGUGUCUUUCUUCCCCCAAAAGAACAUCUCUGUACCAAUGAUGUGCGCCUCUUUUCUCUCCACCCCACUGCAUAAUCGAGAACCCUGCGUGAUCUUGUCCGACAAAAGCUUCUUCUCAUCC